Lytechinus variegatus (green sea urchin) is the source of this 1258-nucleotide messenger RNA. RefSeq names its product adhesion G protein-coupled receptor A3-like. The coding region runs from base 728 to 1033 and encodes 101 amino acids. Lineage: Eukaryota; Metazoa; Echinodermata; Echinoidea; Temnopleuroida; Toxopneustidae. The transcript is spliced from 2 exons. The record is from RefSeq and is a predicted model, not a curated record.
CUGCGGAAUUCAAGGGCCGGCAUGCAGCACACACACACACGAUAGUUGGAGGACCAGAGUAUAGUACGGUACGUAUAUUGAUAGUGAUACCAGAGUAGGCAAACUCAUCAGAAAAGAGGACGAAAGUACCUUCUUCUUUUGACCUGAACAGACCCGUUUCAUCUGAAGAGUGAAGUUGAACCACUAUUUUGGCUGAUGAUUUACAUUUUGAUUCGCAUGGCAAUUGUUAUUUUGGAACAGAAAGAGAAGAAACAGCAGUUAAAGAAACUUGAAAGUGGGAUAUUAACAGCCGGAUUCAGUGAGUCGAGUAGCGUACCAGCGCAUGAGCAUCAAGCCACAACUCGGGGGGCUCUGGUAAUGGUAUGGUUCAGUAAGGCCUAUUGAGAGAUAUUUGCCAAGUGCCGUCGACUUGCAAACAGUCCAGAUUAAAUCUACGUUGGUUCUGUUUGUAUUUUGCCAAAUGAUAAUUUUAAUUUUUGGUAAAUAUGGGACCAGAACUCAUCAGUCUUUAUAAAUAAUGCGUGACUGACUGGCUUCUUGUCCAAAGAAAAAGAAGAAAGAUGUAAUGGGUGUGCCGGUAGAAUUCUUUGAAUCUUAUGAACUAUUGUACAUGUACCGUGAAACCGAGUCAGGAAUUGUUUUGAGCUGGUGAUUGAAUGGACAUAAACUUAAAUAACGGAAAGUAAAUCGUCACUUCAUUAAGAAGAAAAGAUCACCAUCAGCCAUCAUGUUUACUGGGAAUGUCUACAGGUUACUUGUCUGCAUUGCUUUACUUGCAAAACUGGCUCAGCUGAGUGGGGCAUGUCCGGCAAUCUGCAAAUGUGGUUUAGGGGAUCGGGAGAGAGGGAGAGGAAAGUUGGGAGGGGGCAACAAGGCUCGGAGGCAGAUGGAUUGUACUAAUAAAAGUCUUGUGAGACCACUAUCGCCUGAUGUCAUCCCGAGAGAUACUGUGUUAUUGGAUUUCAGCAACAACACCAUGAAGACUAUUCGAGGUGGUGCUUUUACUGGACUGGAUUCUGUUCAAACACUGUAAGUUAAGAAAAAAAAAAUGAUUGGACAUGUUUUGAGUGCAGAUAUAUAUUGGUAUGUGCUUGCAAUCGAAGUGAGAAAUUGCUCAGUAAUACACAGCACUCUAUCAUACCUUACCUUUUAGUUUCUGUCAUGAAAAGAAAUAUUGUGUUAUUUUUGCUUAAUUCUUGAUAAACAUGUAGUUCUAAGAAGCGGGAUAAUUGACAAGUUCUGUACGGUCUUUUUCAUG